Messenger RNA from Trypanosoma theileri, 4779 nucleotides. RefSeq names its product calpain cysteine peptidase. Lineage: Eukaryota; Euglenozoa; Kinetoplastea; Trypanosomatida; Trypanosomatidae. Gene Ontology annotation, cellular component: cytoplasm. Gene Ontology annotation, biological process: proteolysis. The record is from RefSeq and is a predicted model, not a curated record. The transcript has a single exon. The coding region runs from base 1 to 4779 and encodes 1592 amino acids. Gene Ontology annotation, molecular function: calcium-dependent cysteine-type endopeptidase activity.
AUGUCAACAUUGGAUGAUCUCUAUGGUUUCUACUGCCGCAGGAGAGGAUGUAAACCUAACACCUCCUUCUCUCGUUUUCUGCAAGAAGAAUACGAGCGACAAGGGCAACAACGGGUGCUAGAGUCCAUAGAUCUCUCUAAAAACUAUGUAGGAAAGAAAGGCAUCAUUCCUGUUCUGGAUCUCGUUAAGAAUAUAAAAACUGUAAAAAAGAUAGAUGUUAGUAAUAAUAUGUUAGAACAUGAACAACUAGAUCACCUUGUUUAUUGCCUCGUCAUGCAUCCAUCAAUAGAAGAAGUGGACAUCUCUAACAAUUCCCUUCAUGAAGGUAGUGUCGGUCAUAUUCUGAAAUUACUUGAGACAAAUCAGAAUAUCACUAGUUUUCAUGUUACUGGAAAUGAUUUUACACCUUCUUCAAUUACUUUGAUAAAUGAACAGUUGGAGAAAAAUGAAUCUCAAAAGGCGAAUCAGGAGAAUGAAUUACCUAGCCCUGUGAAAAGAAAGUAUUUUCACGCAGAAUUACAAGGAUCUCUAGAAGUAGAUACCUCUGGUGGACACAUGCAUUUCUCUACUUGGUGGAAAAAUCCCCAAUAUAUUAUGCGCACUUCACGAAAAUCUCAGGUUCGUGUUAUUAUGGAUGUCUCUGAUGCCAAAGUCUCUCGUCAAGCCGGUUUUUUUAUCUUUCGAUCAGAUGGAACACGUAAAGUUAUUGAAGUUGAUACAGACACUAUCAUUGCAGAGAGUACGGUUGACAGUAAUCAUUGUCAUGCUACUUUUUGGGUGGAAGAGCAGGUUGCCUAUGCUAUUAUGCCGUAUACGUUUUACCCUGAACGUACUCUGUCGUUCACAUUAACAGCUGAACUGUGUGAGGAUAAAUCAAUGGAAACGGAGGGAUGGGUAACUUUAGAUCCCGUAGAUCCCGCACUUGACUGGAUUGUAAAUAUUAGUGAUGGCGAGUGGACGGAUGUUUCCUCUGGUGGUCCACCAGAGCAAUAUUACACAUGGUACCGAAAUCCCAUGUUUCGCUUACAGUACGCAGGAUCUAAUCAAGCAUACCGAAUGGUAUCGCCUGCUACUAUUCUUGUAAAACUCACCAAAAGUGUUGACCCUGAUAAAAAUGAUGAUAAAUACAUUGGAUUUGAUGUGGUAACGACGGAUCCUACAGGAAAAGGUACUCCACCUAUUUACUGCAAAGAUGAAUUUAUUAAAUGUACUUGUCCUCAUGAACAUUGUACAACCGUCAGUGCGUCUUUUAUUGUCCCAUGUGCUGCACUUGAUUUGUUUCUCGUUCCAAGUACUAAAAAAAGUGGUGAAUUAGGUUCUUUUACAGUAACUGUUUUUUCCUCCGUUCCUCUUGCAGUGACCCCAUCCGUAUUUCCUCAUGGUUGGAAUUACCGAGCUGUUAAUGGCGUAUGGGAUGAAAAUAAUUGUGGAGGAAGUCGAGAAUACAGUAUGUCUUGGAAGUGUAAUCCUUCCGUCGCACUUCUCUUCGAUGGUGAUAAGACUUCACCGGAUUUAACUCUUUUCUUGGAAGUCAUUCCCUCCUCAAGUGAUGAAGAAACGAUUCAAAACGAUAAGGUUGGCUCAGUUAUUACAGAAUCAGAAUUAACCUCAGAGGAGAUACAGAAUCAGAUAGAAUUAAAGGAGUUUAUGCAACGACACCAAUCUGAUCAUAUUGAAGGUUCUAUCUCUAUUGUGGAAGCCAGUUCACCUUUAUAUCGUGCGUUGUACUCUUCUGACUACAAAUCCGGACCAGUAGCACACCUUGCGGUAUCUAAUGUUAGCGGAAACUUCCUUGUACUUCUUACAACACGAUAUGCUGGUCAAUUGGGAAAAUUUAAGCUUCACAUUUUUUCAUCUCAAUCAUUUGUUGUGGAUGGUAUUGAGACUUUGGCGUCUAGGGAACGUCAAUCGCAACUACUUCAGUACUCGGAAGAGACUCAAGCUCGUCGUAAAUUAAACUCGACUGAAUUAGGAAAUCACUUAAAAAUUGAAGAUUCUGAAGAUGUUAUGAUGGAACGUAAUCAAAUUCUCCGUAAAUGUUUGACUACUGGAGAAAAAUAUAUAGAUCGGGAUUUUCCUCGUGGUGGAUCAUCAUUAUGGUUAGAUCCAGAGUCAAAGCCUCCAUCAGGUUUUCCUAAAGAUAUUCAAUGGAAACGUCCAACUGAUGUAAUGGAGAAAGUUGUGUUUCUUCCAGAUUUUAAAACGGACUGCCCAUUUCCAUACUCCAAACGUGAAUGGUUUGCAUCCGUUGCUUAUGCUAUAUCUACAAAACCACGUUUUCUUCGUAUGAUAACGAUUGGAUAUGAGAUGAUUGAUGGUUUUGCUCAGUUUCGUUUUUUUAAGGAUGGUAAAUGGAUUGUAGUAACUAUUGAUGAUUAUCUCCCCUUUGACAAUACAACAGAGCUUUGUAUGGGUCAUCCCGAAAGUGAUAAGGCAGAUUUCUUUUUUCCACUUUUGGAAAAGGCAUACGCUAAAGCACAUCGUUGUUAUGAGGCGUUAGAACGAAAAGUAACACCAGAGCUUAGUACAGUAGAGGUUAUGUGUCAAGGAAUUAUGGAUCUUUCUGGUUGUAUUACCGUUAAUUAUAUGCUUAGUCCUAGCAAUCAACUUCACCACAAGGAACAAGAACGUUUAUGGAUGAAAGUAAAAACUGCUGUUAAACCUGAUGUUCUUAUUACUUUGUUACUUCGAAGUGAUAGUAAUGGUGCAUCUGAGCGAUGUAGUUUGGGAAUUCUAAGUGAUCAUCUCUAUCCUAUAUUAGAUGCCCGUUUUGUUGAAGGACAACGAUUGGUAAAAUUAUGUCAUUGGAGACAAUCAGGAGAAAUUAAUUGGUCUGGAAAGUGGCGCGCAAAUAGUCCAAAAUGGACCGAUACUCUUCGUGAAAUACUUGAGUUUAAAGAAGAUGAUAAAGAAACGUUUUGGUUAUCAUUUGAUGAAGUACUUUUCUAUUUUACAGAUAUUAUCAUGACUGCAGGAACUGAGAAUAAUUCUUGGGUUUUAUCAGAUUUUUCAGAUUGUCCAAAAGGAUGUGAAAGUCGACUUGUAGGUGGAUCUCAAUUUACUCUAGAACUUGGUGAAUUUCCUCCAGAUAUGAAAAGUACUCAAAUCCUUAUUGGUCUUCAUCAACUUGAUCCACGUGCUAAGAUAUUAAGAGAUAAGAAUGCUUUGGCAACCUACCGUACAGCUAUCGGUUUGGCAGUUAUAGCAACAAAGGAUAAUACAAUUAUUCUCAAAAAAGUAAAAGAGAAUGAAGUAAUAAAACGUGUAGAACCUUGUAAAUGUAGAGAUACACUUUGUCCCUUAACUGUAGAUCUUGAAAAUGUAAGUGGAAAGAAACGUAUCACUCUUAUUGCUUUUAAGGAAGAUCCAAAGGCUCCAAAUGCUACCUUUCUUCUUUCUGCAUGGUCUGAACAUUGUACUGUUAAAAUAAUUCCGGUGGAACCUGAUAAACGAACUUCAGUUUCUGGUGAAUGGCCAAGUGAAUACCCGGUAGGUAAUCCUUCUUCACUUUUUUGGCGAGAUUGUCCACAGUAUUUUAUUUUUCCAAGUGAAACUACUGAGGUUACUCUCUCGCUUCAUCAAGAAGUCCCAGUUAAUGAAUUACCUAAAUCCAUUGGUUUUACUGUUCAUCGUGCGACAACGUGUCGUAGUUUCUUGGAAUAUGAUCCGGAUUCUGUUGUUCUACUUGUACACGCAGAAGUUUUACCUUCCAUCACUGGUUCCGUACGACUUCUUGGUAUGAAGGAGAGAAGAGGAAUGCCUUAUAUUAUUGUACCUUUCUCUUCAGAUGCCACACCUGGAGGUAAAUUUCGAAUUGAAGCUAUUGCUAACCGUUCACUAAAGCUUUGUAGCAUAGAUCCUAAACUUGAUUGGCAUCGAGAAAAGAGGAGUGUUUCUUUUUCAUUAUUGGAUGGUAGUGUUGGUGGAUCACCACGUUUCUCAUCUUGGCGAAGUAGUCCACAGUUCGCUCUUACUUUUCCUUUUGGAUGUCAUGGACGACUAUUUAUUUCUUUAACUAAUGAUGAUGUAAAUGAUACAUUUACGGAGAUUGGAAUGAUGGUACUGCGAGGAGAUAAUCAAUGGGAAAAAGGUCAAAGAAGAAAGUUGGUUAUUGCCCCUGAAGAUAUGAUUGGUCGUUCUGAUGAGAAGAUUGGUGGGGUUACACUAGAUUGUGAAGUCGAUGUUGAGCCUGAAUGUACACUUAUUCUUGUUGUGUAUGCCAGUAUGCCUUACCGAGAGGCUUCUGUAACGAUUGGUGUUUACUCAGCCUCUCCAAUGGAGAUGAAUCCCGUGAAGGAAUGGAAGCAAGUCGCCAUGGUGGAGGGCAGUUGGGAACUUGGAUACACUGCUGGUGGGGGAGCAGAUGGAUAUAGCAAUUGGGUUAAUAAUCCUUUUGUAGCUUUAAAUACAUUUCGUCGCACACAGAUUGUGGCUCUCCUACUGCAGUAUCCUCGUGGUCCGGAUAAACCUAUUGUUAAAAGGGCAGGAAAGAAGAAGGCAUUUUUGCCACCCAUUAUAAUUAAUCCACACAAUCGAAUGGAGGUUGCUCUCGAUUUGAAUGUUCAAGAUAAUGAGAUGACUCCCAUAGCCACUACUCCAUACACUAAGAAUAGCGAAGUUACUCUUGUGGCCACUGUACCUAUAGCAGAUUCGCUUCCUUUUGUAUUCGUUCCACACACAAAAGUUCCAGAAGAAAACGGUGACUUCAAACUCUUUGUGUACGCAGAUUCUGUGAUUGAGUUGUAUCCACUAUCAAAGGAACGUAUACCUUAUGUGUAG